Molecule: messenger RNA, 324 nt
Organism: Mytilinidion resinicola
Lineage: Eukaryota; Fungi; Ascomycota; Dothideomycetes; Mytilinidiales; Mytilinidiaceae
Exons: 2
Coding region: 1-324 (107 amino acids)
Source: RefSeq, a predicted model, not a curated record
AUGCGGAUUAUCACUGUCGCAGAGACUCCCAGAGCCUUCGAACGUGCGUAUGUCUAUGGGGAAAAGAUUCAAAUGGCCGCCUUCACGAUCCAACAAUUGAUACUCUCCGGACUCAUGGUCAAUGCUAUCAUAAUUGGCCUAGAUAUUGGGCUGCUCACUAUGGCAUACCUAAACAAACAUGUCCUUGAGCAGACGGUGAAGGGUUCCGUCUUCAGCGUAAAGCUCGAAGCCGAUUUUGCGAUCCUAAGUAGGCUCCUCUGCGUCACGACGAAUGCGAUUCAGUCAAGUGAAUUAGUGAACAAUAACGACGUCCUAGCCAAAUAG